Paramecium octaurelia is the source of this 661-nucleotide messenger RNA. The record is from the annotation of a GenBank genome assembly. Lineage: Eukaryota; Ciliophora; Oligohymenophorea; Peniculida; Parameciidae.
AUGAGAAAAAAACCUAGUUCUCCCUAUGCUGAAUUAAUUGAAGCAAAUAAAAAAAUAUUAUAAGAAGAUGGCAAAUAUUUGGAUUACUCCAACUUACCUAAACCUUAUAGUUAAUCAUUUUAACAACUAACUUAAUUUCGUAUUCCAUAAUAUUUUGAGUUAUUACAUCGUAAGAAUUAAAAGAAAACUGAAAUUCAUCAAGAAUUCAACUAACCUAAUGUCAACCAAAACAAUAAUUCAACUGAACGUACUCUUAUUUAAUAGUUUAGCAUAUCUAAAAAGAUAACAAUAGAAAAUAAUAAAAAGAAAGCCCUUUUCGAUGAGUAGGUUUUAAACUGCAUAAUUGGAAAGGUAUAUAGUAUACAGAAAUAAGUAAUUAGAUCUCAUCAGGUUCUUUUAAUAGAGCAAAUUAUACCCUCAAUAAAAUCUUAAGUAGUCUCCCUAUGAGCCAAUUACAUUAAAUUCACGAGGCAAAGCAGGAAAAUAUCUAGGCUCUGAUUUAAAAAAGAACUAAUAAAUAGAUGAGAAUGGUUACGCCUAAAUAUAAUCUUAGAACAGACUCCUAAAUGGCAAAAUUUUUUGGAUCAUCAAGUAUUACUCUAGAAAUUAUUUAGAUAUUUUCCCUACUUUAUCUACCUUUAGACUAAAAACCCUUUAAUGA